AAGUAAUUUUAGGAGUAAAACAAAAAAUCAAAUUUAGAGUUAAGUUCGCACGUAAACGUAUUAAAAAAUAUGUUUUAAAAAGUGUUAUUAAAGAUAAUGAAAUUAAAAAUAGAUUGAAUCGUAAUAAUGAAUCUAUUAUCAAAUUUGGAUUUUCUGGAGGAAGUACAUGGGAAAAGGAUAUUAAAAUUGAAAAUAUGAUUGCACAAGAUUUAUU
Diversispora eburnea is the source of this 214-nucleotide messenger RNA. NCBI's taxonomy places the organism in Eukaryota, Fungi, Glomeromycota, Glomeromycetes, Diversisporales, Diversisporaceae. The record is from the annotation of a GenBank genome assembly.